UGCUUUAAGUCUGCACGAAACUGCUCUUUCAAAAAGCUCCGACCUUUCCUUUCCUUUCCCUUCCUUUCUUGUUGCUCCAUUUCUAUCUCCCAAACCCUAACAACCUUCUUCCAGUCGCAGCUCCUCCCGUUGCUCUUCGCCAUGGCGUUCUCCUCGUCGCUGGUGGCGGCGAUCGGCGCCUACACGACCCUAGCGCCCGCCGCCUUCUUCACCAUCCUCGCCCUCAUGGCAUGCGUCUACCACCUCGUCUCCGCCUUCUUCGUCUACCCCGACGAUGAAGCUGCCGUCAAGAGGUCACUCGCGCCGCCGAUUCCAUCGACGGAGGAAGUGCUCGUGCCGCCGCCUGAGCCUGUUCAGCUGGGGGACAUCUCGCUGGAGGAGCUAAGGACUUACGACGGAUCCGACCCCAAGAAGCCCCUGCUGAUGGCGAUCAAGGGCGUGGUCUACGACGUCUCGAUCGGGAGGAUGCUUUAUGGCCCUGGUGGACCUUAUGCUUUCUUUGCAGGAAGGGAAACUAGCCGAGCCUUGGCUCUUAUGUCAUUUGACCUAGGUGAUCUUAAUAGCGACUUGGACGAUCUGGGUGAGGCCGAGCUAGAAGUCCUACAGGACUGGGAGGAGAAAUUCAAGGAGAAGUAUAUAAAGGUUGGAAAAAUUGUUCUUGAAAGAUCUAAAGGUGGAGAUGAAAUGGAAAGCACCCAAGAAACCAAAGGAGGAUCAUAAAUCAGGAGAGAACUUGAGAGUGGAAUGCAUUACGCGGAGAAUCUACAGGCAACCUUGAUGUAACUUGAUUGCACAAUCGACUGACUCUGCUUAACAGUGAGCUUGAGAAUCACGAGUUAUGAGAAUGGCGUUUGAUUACGUUUCUUUCCUCUACUUCUUCCGUAGAUUUAUAUAUUUGAUAUUGAAUAAUUACUACUCACGACCUCAAAUUAUUUCAUUUCUGGUGUGAAAUUUGUAUUUUAUCAAUAGUUGACUUGCUUCACCCCAUUGUUGAUAUACCCUAGGAAAAGUUGUACACAUGCCAUCUGUGGUGUUUUUGUUGUUUUGAUAAAUUCAGAUGUUCAAGUUUCGUCUGACUAAUCUUUGAGGUGGA
This is a messenger RNA of Zingiber officinale, 1093 nucleotides long. RefSeq names its product membrane steroid-binding protein 2-like. The transcript has 2 exons. Gene Ontology annotation, cellular component: endomembrane system; membrane. NCBI's taxonomy places the organism in Eukaryota, Viridiplantae, Streptophyta, Magnoliopsida, Zingiberales, Zingiberaceae. The record is from RefSeq and is a predicted model, not a curated record. The coding region runs from base 142 to 720 and encodes 192 amino acids.